Molecule: messenger RNA, 2619 nt
Organism: Malania oleifera
Lineage: Eukaryota; Viridiplantae; Streptophyta; Magnoliopsida; Santalales; Ximeniaceae
Product: nifU-like protein 4, mitochondrial
Exons: 6
Coding region: 233-1096 (287 amino acids)
Biological process (GO): iron-sulfur cluster assembly
Cellular component (GO): mitochondrion
Molecular function (GO): iron ion binding; iron-sulfur cluster binding
Source: RefSeq, a predicted model, not a curated record
GCAGAAAAAAGACGAACGCGCAGAGAAAUAGAGGUUGUGCGUAGAGAAGAUGAGAAUACAUGCAUAGAGAAAUUGUCCGCAUAAGAACAGAAGAGAAGAAGACCAAGCGAGCUCUCUUUAAUUCUGACAUCCUUCGGUCGAUUUUACCCUCAAAUCUCCCCGUUCGGAAGAGAGGCAGAGGGACAGGGAGCUUCGAAUCAAAGUACGAAGGCGAGUUGCAGAGAAAUCAGGGAUGAGGGGGUUGGGAAGGUUGAUUGGCCGAGCUCUUACCCGUAGAGCUAUGGAACCUUUUAACGAUAACAAACACGCCAUUUUAAGGGUUUCUCGCCGCUUCAUAUUUCAUUCUUCAGCACCGUUUCCGCUGUCACGAAGCCAAAAUACGUUCUCUGCUUUCAACGCAUUGAAAUCUUCGCCCGUUACCUCAGCAGAUUCCGUAAUAUGGGCCUAUUUCAGAGGGCAGAGGAGGACCAUGUUCAUCCAGACUCAAUCCACGCCUAAUCCUUCAUCUCUCAUGUUCUAUCCUGGGAAGCCAGUUAUGGAAGUUGGGAGUGCAGACUUUCCAAAUGCUCGUUCAGCAAUGAAUUCUCCUCUAGCAAAAGCUCUUUACGGAAUUGAUGGAAUUAGCCGUGUUUUCUUUGGGUCAGAUUUUAUAACUAUAACAAAGUCAGAAGAUGCUUCUUGGGAUUUGCUAAAGCCUGAAGUUUUUGCGGCAAUCAUGGACUUCUAUUCUUCAGGGAAGCCACUGUUUCUAGAUUCAAAUGCUGCAGCUUCCAUGGACACAGCUAUUCAUGAGGAUGAUUCAGAAACUGUUGCUAUGAUAAAAGAACUGUUGGAAACUCGUAUCCGACCAGCAGUGCAAGAUGAUGGUGGGGACAUUGAGUACCGGGGAUUUGAUCCGGAUAGUGGAAUAGUCAAACUAAGAAUGCAAGGGGCCUGUAGUGGCUGCCCUAGUUCAUCUGUCACUUUGAAGUCUGGCAUUGAGAAUAUGUUGAUGCAUUAUGUACCUGAGGUAACAGCAAUUUAUCUGGAUUUAUUAGAGCUUAUUUAUCAUUGCUGUCUGGGACCUGGUACAUUGAAGAGAAAAAUUGAGGCCUGAAAAAACUCAUGUAUAUUGGUCAUGUGAGCAUGGUUUAUUGGUACAUCUCCUAAAUAUGGGCUUUGUUCAUUGUUUUAUUUUUUUAUGACACCCCUCUUAUCAAGCACAUGGUGAUAUUGGUCAUGUGAGCAUGGUUUAUUGGUAUAUCUCCCAGAAAUGGGGUUUAUUCAUUGUUUUACUUUAUUUAUUUAUGCAUUUAUUUUUUGACACUUCUCUCGUCAAGUACAUGCUGAUAGGGAACUGUGAAUGCAUUGGCUACUCCCAAAGCCCAUAAGCAAGCAAAAACCAACUCAACAUUUGGAAUAUAUUACCUGAAAAAUUGCUGCAGUGUGGGCAGGAGUCAUUUUGUUAGCCUUCAUUAGAGGAUCUACUUAGUAUUGGCUAGGUUUAGGGUUCUAGUUUUUUGAUCCAUUGUCAUCUAUUCGUGGAUCAAUAAAGAAGCUAUUGGAUAGAACUUGAGCAAAACUAUUAUUGAGUUAAUAUUUGGUUAGCUCAACUUUUGUCAGAAUGUACCUCCUAUACAACAAUAUGGUCAAUUUUGACUCCUGUUGUAACUGUUGGGCUGCAUAUGCCCAAGAUUUUGUUAGUGGCAUUUGUUUAAGUUACUUCUGUUUUCAGCUCCCUUUCUUAUGCUUUUAUGUUUUUAUGGGAAUUCAGCUGUAUUGAUGAUCAUACUACAGGAAGAUGCAUCAUUCUUGAUUCACUAGUGUUGGAACUUGGAAUGCUUGGGCAUCUCGUCAUUGUUUCCUCCAUUUUGCAUCUUUGUUACUACGUUGCAUCCUUGUUGAUCAUGUAAUCUGUCAAAUAGAUGUUAAGCCAUUUGUUGGUUGGCAUUUUGUUAAUAAAGGCUCAAAUUUGUCCUUUCCCUGUCCCAUUAAUCUUUUAUCUGCAUCAUAUGUUUCUUUUGGGCCACAAACAGGUGGAGAAACUCUAAACUUUGGUUAUCCACCUAAAAUAGCCCCAAAUGUUAGUUUCCCAUCAAAUUUUGGAUUCUCAUGCUUAAUACCAGACAGGUUUGGGUCCUGUUGGGACACCAAGCGGCCUUUAUGUUUAGAGUCCGAAACUUGCCUCCUUAACUUUUCCAAUCUGUUAUGCUUCUUUGUGCCAAGUUGCCAAGAUGGCAAAUAUCCAAGCCUGUGUUCCACUUCCUAGCGUAAAGACUAUGCAUUAGAUCAAUUAUCAACAGUCGCCAUCUAUGAUGUGACAACUCAUGUUCCUGUAUUUUUUCACUAUUUGCUUUGGUUACAUUUGCAGGUCAAAGGUGUAGAGCAAGAACUAGAUGCUGAAGAUGAAGAGGCUGCUUUAACUGGGCAGAUGAUUGAUUAGUUUUGUUCGUUUUUCUUGCAAGGCAUAAUGAUAAAAAUAAAAGGAUCCACCAGGCCUUUGGUGCGUCUUGUACAGAAGCAAAUAGAAUUGUAUAAAUUUUGUAUUUGUAAAGUUUUAUGAUUAAUCAUCUUUGUAAGCUAAUUGCAAUUUUACAUGCAAGAGGAAGAAUUCAUCGGUAUAGAUAGUUUUACUCACUA